ACACACACACACACACACACACACACACACACUAUCCCCAAAGCCAAGCCCAAACCAUCAAAAAUUCUUUUUGUGUUCAUACUUCACUCUCUGUGCCACACACACACUUGUCUCCUCUUUCUCUCUCUAAGAAAGGAAAGACAAAAAAAAAAGUGAGUGAUUUUGAUGUAGAAGAAAUUGGAGUUGUGUUGAAUCCAUGGAGAGUAAAGAAGCUGUAAAGACCGAAGAUUCUAUCCGAUCGUCGCCAUUUCUCGAUCAGUUUUCAGUGGUAGGGAUGUUGGAGUUGGGUGAAAAGAGUAGUAGUUCAUUGGGGUUCAUGGAGCUUCUGGGUAUUCCAGAUUUCAAUCCUUCCAUUUUUGAUAUUUUACAAGCUUCUACUACACCAUAUGUUGAACCGACACGGAGUACAUCAGAGGUGUUGAUGAUGAAUAACCAGCCCACCACGCCCAACUCCUCCUCGAUUUCCUCAGAAUCGAGUGUUGCUCCCAAUGAUGAACAGAGUAGGGUUGUUGUUGAUGAAGAGGACGAAGAGCAUCUAAAGACCAAGAAACAGUUGUUGAAACCAAAGAAAACGAGUCAGAAGAAGAGGGAGAGAGAGCCCAGAUUUGCAUUCAUGACGAAGAGCGAAGUUGAUCAUUUGGAAGAUGGGUACAGAUGGAGAAAGUACGGCCAAAAAGCUGUGAAGAACAGCCCUUUUCCUAGGGUUUUGCGUUGGUGCAGGGGUUACUAUCGUUGCACCACAGUUACAUGUAAUGUGAAGAAGAGAGUAGAGAGAUCUUUUAGUGACCCAACCAUAGUAGUCACUACUUACGAAGGCAAACACACCCAUCCAAGUCCCCUUGUCCACCGCCCAACCACAAUCUCAACCUCAACCUCUGCGGCAUUCAUACCAGCUCGUCCUGGCUUCUCAGCCCCCAGCGCCAACACCAACAGCAACACCGCUUUUGCUCUGUCAUUGUGUCGUCGUCAUCAUCAUCAUCCAUUCCAAUUCAUCAGUAACAACAACUUGCCUCCUCCUCACUUGAACUGUGGUUACUUGAGUAAUUACCUUAAUCCCACUAGUGCUAGUACUAAUGCAUCUGUACUACUACAUGAGAGGCGUUUUUGCAAUCCAGCUUCUUCUGCUUUGCUUGCAGACCAUGGCCUUCUUCAAGACAUUGUGCCAUCAUCACUUGUUACAAAGGAUGACUAGAUAUAUAUAUAUAUAUAUAUAAUACAUAAAACAAAAACUGCAGCUUAUGUAAUUUUUAUUUUUAUUUUUUUGCUGAGUUAGGAGGGGUAGUAGAUGGAAACCCAAUUACUGGUAUGUAAAUUUCUUAAACUGACUGCUACCCACAAAGCCCUAUUGAUUGUAGUUUUGGCGUGGGUUUUUCUUCCAAUGGUAGUACUUGCUAGUUUAUAAAUUGGGAUUUCUCUC
Molecule: messenger RNA, 1417 nt
Organism: Camellia sinensis
Lineage: Eukaryota; Viridiplantae; Streptophyta; Magnoliopsida; Ericales; Theaceae
Product: WRKY transcription factor 68
Biological process (GO): regulation of DNA-templated transcription
Molecular function (GO): DNA-binding transcription factor activity; sequence-specific DNA binding
Source: RefSeq, a predicted model, not a curated record